Ascochyta rabiei is the source of this 1350-nucleotide messenger RNA. RefSeq lists its product as uncharacterized. NCBI's taxonomy places the organism in Eukaryota, Fungi, Ascomycota, Dothideomycetes, Pleosporales, Didymellaceae. The transcript is spliced from 3 exons. Bases 1 to 1350 code for a protein of 449 amino acids. The record is from RefSeq and is a predicted model, not a curated record. Gene Ontology annotation, cellular component: fungal-type vacuole membrane. Gene Ontology annotation, molecular function: transmembrane transporter activity. Gene Ontology annotation, biological process: transmembrane transport.
AUGGCGUCUCACAACAGCACAGAGAUCGAGUUGACCCCGCAAACACAGAACUCUUCUACAGGGACUCUGACAGAUGUAGAGCUGCUUCCCACCGGCGCCGGCAUGCCGCCUGAAAGCGAAGAGGGUCACUCUCUACCACCCACGGACGGCGGUAAAGAUGCGUGGUUGUUUCUCUUCUCUUGCUUUAUGCUGGAGGCUCUUAUAUGGGGCUUCCCGUCAACCUACGGUGUCUUCCAGGAGUACUAUAGCAGCAACGACUUCGCUGGAUCCAGCAAUCUUGCUAUUGUGGGCGCUUGCGCAACGGGUAUCAUGUAUAUGGAUAUUACAUUUUGGUUCGCGGUCUUGAAGUGCUAUCCGCGACUUCGUCCUUGGGCAACUCCAGUUGGUCUGGUUGUUAUGUGCCUAGCACUUGGUCUGGGAUCGCUAUCCACAAGCGUUUACCAUCUCAUCCUCACCCAAGGAAUCAUGUACGCCAUCGGCGGCGGCCUAGCUUGGACGCCUAUCCUCUUCUAUAUCGAAGAAUGGUGGGUACGAAGACGAGUAUUCGCCUACGGCGUGACCAUGGCAGGCUUGGGUCUGUCUGGUGCUAUCCUGCCCCUUGUCCUGGAAUGGCUCCUCCACAGUUACGGCUUCCGAACCACGUUGCGAGUCUGUGCGCUCAGCUUCAUUGCCUUGAACUUUCCGAUAUUGUUUUUCUUCAAGCCUCGACUGCCACAGUCUCAAGUCAAUCUGCCGUUCAAGUUUGACAUGUCAUUCUGGACAUGCUCGAAGUUCUUGAUCCUGCAAUCAGGAAACAUCUUCCAGAGCCUUGGCUAUUUCCUGCCAGCAAUCUACCUGCCCACCUUCGCCCGAUCACUCGGUGCCAACACAAUCGAGAGCACGGUGACUAUCAUUCUUCUGAAUGCUGCAGCCUUUGUAGGAUCACUGGCUAUGGGUGUGGCGGUCGACAAGUACAGCAUCGUCAACUGCUUGUUCAUCACGGCGAUAGGCUCGGCCACUGGCGUUUUUCUUCUUUGGGGCCUAUCUACAUCGCUGGCCCCACUCUAUAUCUUCAGUAUUGUCUACGGUGCGUUCGGUGGCUGUCAGGCGAGCACCUGGAGUGCCAUUAUCCGCGAUACGAAAGAAAAGCGCGCUAGCGCUGAUUCGGGUAUGAUCUUUGCGUUCUUGUCUGCUGGCAAGGGUGUGGGUAACUUGGCCUCUGGUCCUCUCUCGGAAGCUCUGCUCCAUGCGGGGACUUUUAAAGCUGGCUUCGCAUACGGCAGCGGUUACGGUGCGCUCAUCGUCUUCACCGGCGCAACUGCUCUUCUCAGUGGUUGGAGUUUUGGAGCGAAAAGACUCGGCUGGAUGUGA